AUGUCACGAUUAACGAGACAAAGCACCACCAAAAGAAAACGAUCUUCCGACCAUAACGGUAGUUUCAAAUCUCAAGUUCAAACAAAAAGCAAGAUAGCAAGAACGGCGCAGGAUACUGACACUGAGUCUUUAUUAUCAAGCGAUGACAAAACUAGCCUAUGUAACAAGCAUGAAGAAGGUCCUCCGUUACCUAUUGUGGUUUCUGAAGACCCCAUUGGAGCAUCUCAAGUUAAAAAAAUGGCCCUGGACCACAACAACGAUUCUGAUAUUGACACCGAAACUGCGGAGGAUACAAACGGUAACAGUAAUAACCAUGAUAGCGCUAAUGAUGCUGACAAUGACUCUAAUGGUGGCCUUGAUGCUGAGGAUGGCCUUGGUGCUGAGGAUGACCUUGGUGCUGAGGAUGACCUUGGUGCUGAGGAUGGUAAUACUAAUGACAACGGCGAAACAGUCGAAGAACCGGUCAAUAAUCCAGGUGAGGAUGACAGUAAUGGGAACGAUGAUGGAAAUGAUUCUAAUGGUGAUAAUGCAGAGAAUGAGCCGGCAGCAAACGUACCACAUCUUGCACGUUUAGAGAAAAUGCUUGAUACUUUAAACAAUCGUUUCAAUACAACUACAGCCAACGUCCAGAAUAUGGAGAAUCUUCUAAAUAAUACCGAACGUAACAUAGAUCGUGCAAAUCGUCUUCUGCUUAAUUUACAAGACCAAGUUGACCAGGCAAAUGUUAGAGUAAAUGAAGCGAGUGACCAGGUAGCCUUGCUAACACCUCGUGCCGAUUUAAGGGAAGUCAUGACCGUAGUAACCGAUUUCCAAGAUCACACAACGAGACGGAUGGAUAUUUUGGAAAGAAAUUUAAAACGAGCAGAGGACCUACUUAAAAUAAUUCGCCCCGGAGAUUAUGCAGAAAUGAUCAAUGCAGACAACAUCCUUCCUGUACGCAAUGGUCCUCCUGUGGCCAAUGACAUUGAUAGACCUGCAGAUAAUACCAAUCAACCACAGGCGGUUGUUGAUUCCCAACAAGAGCAAAUACCUCUUGCUAAUGGUGCUCAACAAGGACAAGAACCUCUUGCUAAUGACGCCCAACAAGGACAAGAGCCUCCAGUUAAUGAUGCCCAACAAGGACAAGAGCCUCCAGUUAAUGACAACCGACAAGGACAAGAGUCUCCAGGUAAUGAAAACCAACAGGAUCAAGCCCCUCCAUUACAUAGACCACAAGGGAACGGUGGCGAAGGAGCGAACAACAAUGCCCUUGAUAAUUCUUUUGAAAUUCAGCAGUUGACUUUUACUCAAAAUAUAGAGUAUAAAUAA
This is a messenger RNA of Mucor mucedo, 1308 nucleotides long. RefSeq lists its product as uncharacterized. The coding region runs from base 1 to 1308 and encodes 435 amino acids. The transcript has a single exon. The record is from RefSeq and is a predicted model, not a curated record. Lineage: Eukaryota; Fungi; Mucoromycota; Mucoromycetes; Mucorales; Mucoraceae.